Messenger RNA from Coccidioides posadasii C735 delta SOWgp, 1938 nucleotides. RefSeq lists its product as uncharacterized. Gene Ontology annotation, molecular function: heme binding; oxidoreductase activity. Lineage: Eukaryota; Fungi; Ascomycota; Eurotiomycetes; Onygenales; Onygenaceae. The record is from RefSeq and is a predicted model, not a curated record.
GCCGGUUGAAGCUGGAAAACUCUAUGACUUUUUGUUUUUUCCCUCUCCUGCCUGAAUAACCUGCAAGUAUUGCGAUCCCUGACCAGUUACUUAUAAUUCGCCGGUGCGAUUGGGCUCGUAAUUGCCCAUCUCUUGCUUCGUUUGGUCAUCUUUAUCCUCCAAUUGCUGUCAUCCGUGAUAUCAAGAAAUAAAGCCGAAAGUCAAAACGCCGAUCAAGCAGGCGACGAACAUCGGGAAAAAGCAAUGGCACAAAAGAAGAUUCUGGAUGCAGCAGAAGUCGCCAAGCACAACACCGUUGACAGCUGUUGGGUUGUGCUCUACGGAAAGGUUUACGAUGUGACAGACUUUCUUCCGGAUCAUCCUGGGGGCGCGAGUAUCAUCUUGAAAUUAGCGGGAAAAGAUGCUACUGAAGAAUAUGACCCAAUUCACCCCAGUGGGACUUUGGAGGAGAAUUUACGGCCGGAGGCUUGUCUCGGGACUGUCGACCCUACGACACUUUACCAACUUACCCCAGUGAAGGCACCGACGUCUGCAGAACGUGAAGGCCCACCGCCAAUGGCGUCUCUCCUUAAUCUAGAUGAUAUUGAACAGGUGGCUACGAAACAGAUCAGCAGAAAGGCUUGGGGAUACUACUAUUCCGCAGCUGACGACCUUAUUUCUAAACAUUUGAAUAACUCUGUCUACCGGUCCAUCUUACUCCGACCCAGAGUCUUCAUUGAUUGCAAAAAAUGCGACCUUUCCACGAAUAUUUUAGGUUACAAGCUUGGUUCACCAAUUUAUGUUUCUCCGACUGCAGUGGCACGUCUUGCACACCCAGCAGGUGAAGCAGGCAUUGCUGCAGCUUGCUCGAAGUUCGGGACCAUGCAGCUAAUCUCCAACAAUGCUUCCAUGACUCCAGAGCAAGUGGUGAAGGACGCAAAGCCAGAUCAGAUCUUCGGGUGGCAGCUAUAUGUGCAGACAGACAAAAGCAAGAGCGAGACGAUGCUUGCUCGCAUCAAAAAGCUCAAAGCCAUCAAAUUUGUCUGCCUGACGCUUGACGUCCCCGUCCCUGGUAAACGGGAGGAUGAUGAGCGAACUAAAGAACCCAACAAUCUUAGCACCGCGGAGAUGGUCAAGGCAUCCGGUGGAACACCGGUUGUCGGUGGAAGUGGCAUCGGCAAGCAGCUAUUCGGCGGCACGGAUCCUUCAUUAACGUGGAAAACGACGCUUCCAUGGCUGGCGAAACAUACAGAUCUUCCAAUCGUGCUGAAGGGUCUUCAGACACACGAGGACGCCUACAUCGCAUCCCUGCACACUCCACAAGUCAAGGCCAUUAUUCUCUCAAACCAUGGUGGUAGAGCUAUGGAUACGGCUCCUCCAGCAGUUCAUACAUUGCUCGAGAUGCGAAAGUAUUGCCCUGAAGUUUUCGAUAAAUUGGAAGUAUGGGUCGAUGGUGGGAUCAAGCGAGGCACAGAUGUUGUGAAAGCCUUAUGUCUGGGUGCGAAAGCGGUUGGAAUCGGGAGACCAGCGCUUUUUGGUCUUGGAGCUGGCGGGAUUGAGGGAGUGGAAAGAGUCUUGCAGAUUCUGAACGAGGAAACUCAAACGGCUAUGCGUCUUCUAGGAGUUGAAAGGGUUGACGACUUGGGGAUGCAGCAUAUCAAUGCCCGCGCUGUUGAACAGCUCAUCUACGAUGGCCCACCUGGCUUGGAUGCUUUCGGUGCCCUUCUCAAAGCCAAAAUGUAAAUCCACUGCUCUUUUAUUUGUCUCCCCGGUAUAUAUUACAUCACCAAAAAAAUCGAGGACGGGGUCAUAGAUCUAGAUGUGUCCCUGAAAUCAUGCAAGCGCAGGUACUUUCUAUUGUUUAUAUUCUGGGAUUUAAAAAAUAUAGUAGAAGGGACUGGAAACCCCACAGCUACGCCGAUCAUAUUGAUAGCAAUAUUACUUUUAUGAGUAGAUAUG